Messenger RNA from Gastrolobium bilobum, 1908 nucleotides. Its product is annotated as transcription initiation factor TFIID subunit 15b-like. The coding region runs from base 79 to 1368 and encodes 429 amino acids. Lineage: Eukaryota; Viridiplantae; Streptophyta; Magnoliopsida; Fabales; Fabaceae. The record is from RefSeq and is a predicted model, not a curated record. The transcript has 6 exons. Gene Ontology annotation, molecular function: RNA binding.
CAGUGUUUGUAGUUGUACUUGUACACAAACAACUUCGCUUUCUCUCUUUCCCGCUCCUAACAAACCCUAGAUCGCAACAUGUCUGGAAUGUAUGGUCAAGAUGGUGGUGGCUCUGCGUCCUACGGAGCCACCGGCGGUUACGGAGGCGGAGGUCACGGUGGUCGGGGAGGUGGAGGGUUUGGUGGUCGAGGUGGUGGUGGUGGAUAUCAAGGUGGAGAUCGUGGUGGCCGAGGGGGUGGCCGCGGCGGUGGAGGUGGUAGAGAUGGAGACUGGCGCUGCCCUAAUGUUAGUUGUGGGAACUUGAACUUUGCGAGGAGAGUUGAAUGUAACAAAUGCGGUGCUCCAUCUCCUACUGGUGCUAAUGAUAGAGGGGGUCGUGGUGGCAGCGAUGGUGGUAGUGGUGGUGGUGGUGGUGGUGGUUAUAAUAGAGGGGGAAGCAGUGGGGGAUAUGGCAAUAAUAGUGGGGGUAGAUCUGGUAACUAUGAUGGAGGAAGAGGUAAUGACUAUAAUAGUGGUAGGGGGAAUAAUGAUGGUGGUAGAAGUAGGGGAGGCAAUAGAGGUGGUUCAUUUAGUGGUAAUCAAGGCAGAGAAGAUGAUAGAUAUGGUCAAGUUCCUCCUCCUACAGCCCAAUAUCAUGGUGGCGGUGGAAACUAUCCACCCACUAACAAUUCUUAUGGUGGAAAUAAUUCGAAUUAUGGAACUGAAGCAGUUCCUCCGCCUGCAAGCUAUACUGGUGGACCUCCAUCGUAUGGGGGUAAUACUGGUGGCUAUGGUGGUGGAGAUAAUCUCGGUGAUGCACGAAGUGGUGCUAGGGCUGGGCCAACUGUUGGAUAUGACAGUGGUAAUGGAGCUGGUAGUCGGGGUGGAUUUGGUGGAACUCCUGCUGAGCCCCCAGCUAAGGUGAAGCAGUGUGAUGAGAAUUGUGGGGAUUCUUGUGACAACUCUAGAAUCUACAUAUCGAACUUACCACCAGAUGUGACUAUUGACGAAUUGAGGGAACUUUUUGGAGGCAUUGGACAAGUUGGAAGAAUAAAGCAGAAGAGGGGGUAUAAAGAUCAGUGGCCUUGGAACAUAAAAAUAUACACUGAUGAGAAAGGAAGCAACAAGGGUGAUGCUUGCCUUGCCUAUGAAGAUCCCUCUGCAGCACAUUCUGCUGGCGGUUUUUACAAUAAUUAUGAUUUGAGGGGUUACAAAAUUAGUGUUGCAAUGGCAGAAAAAUCUGCACCAAGAGCUCCACCUGCAUAUAACCAUGGGGGCAAUAGGGGUGGCUACGGUGGAGAUAGACGCAGAGAAAAUUAUAGAGAUGGAGGUGGUUCUGGACCUGACAGGCGUGAUAAUUAUGGUGGAAACCGUUCACGACCUUACUAAGAGCUUCAACAUUGAACAUUUUAUGUACUAUGAUUUCUGGUCUGAGGGAUUUGUUUUAUUCAGUUGGCUGUUUUCUUGAAAUGGAAGCAAAGAGGUAGGUUGUUCGCUUACUUUUGAGCAAGACCUCUUCGCUUCUUUUUGUUUCAUUUGUCACUCGCUUGGGGGUUUUUACUUUUAGGAAGGGAUUAGUUUACUUAUGUGAAUGUUUUUAUAGAGGCAAGUGGAUAGUCUUCAAAUUUCUUGCUGCUAAGGUAGGUUAAUUGUUUCAGGUGAGUGCUGCUUUAAUGAAAACAUGCUUUUUACUUGCUUGGAAUUUGAACCAUGUGUCGUUAUGUGGAUAAAUGCUUGCAUCCUUGGCUCAUCCCAUGUGGCAUCUGGUUCAAGCAGGUGGUGGCAUUGAUAGGAUAUUUGGUGUUAAGUAAUAGUUCCAUGGAUCAAUAAAUCCCAAUUAGAGAGUAUUUAAGUUGUAAUUUGUUUUCUUCUUACACAGAAAAAUAGUGUUCUGGCAGCUUGUUGCAUUAGAGAAACACUGGAUGUUCU